This is a messenger RNA of Anopheles merus, 519 nucleotides long. RefSeq lists its product as uncharacterized. The coding region runs from base 11 to 436 and encodes 141 amino acids. The transcript is spliced from 2 exons. Lineage: Eukaryota; Metazoa; Arthropoda; Insecta; Diptera; Culicidae. The record is from RefSeq and is a predicted model, not a curated record.
AGUAAGCAAAAUGACUAUCAAGCUCUGUUGGGUCUUUGCUGCCCUUGGUUUGAUUUGGCUGCUGCAGAUCUCCCCAUGCGACGCCGGGCCAAGGCACGCGAAGCAAUUAAUUUCCUACUUCAAGCGCAUGAAGCUCGACCAAACGAAGAACCGGGUCUACCAGCAUGACGUGAAGAACGGGCUUCGUGUGCAUCUGCGUGGGCCUCUGCUGCAGAAAGCGUUAUGUUUACCCAAAGGCACAAAGCUUUCUUCCGAUUGUUUGAACCGUAUGGUCGAUAAGGCACGACAGCACGAGAACAAAUUUUACGCACAGUUCACAUACGCCUGCAAGACAAAUGCCGAGUAUUCCGCCAAAUGUUUAGACUCGGGGCGACCCGUGUACUAUCGCGCUCUGAAGCAACUUGCCAAAGAAACGGAGCGGUGUUGGAAAUUGUAAUUAUUAGCUGAUUUGCAACAGGAACCAUCGAAAUAGAAACAAUGAGGCUUAACGAAUACAAUCAUUCCUUACAAAAUGUUUGU